Rhizophagus irregularis DAOM 181602=DAOM 197198 is the source of this 1404-nucleotide messenger RNA. RefSeq lists its product as uncharacterized. NCBI's taxonomy places the organism in Eukaryota, Fungi, Glomeromycota, Glomeromycetes, Glomerales, Glomeraceae. Gene Ontology annotation, molecular function: protein binding. The record is from RefSeq and is a predicted model, not a curated record.
AUGACUUCAAAAUUUUGGGCAGAGUUAUCUAGUGAUUAUGAAAAACUUUUUGAAACAGAAAUAGGAUAUGACGUAAUCAUUUAUUCUGGAGAAGAGCCGAACGUAAAAGAAAUUCAUGCUCACUCAAAUAUCUUAUGUAUUAGGUCUCAAUAUUUUCGUUCUGUAUUUUCUAAUGAAUGGGCAGAAAAAAAAGAUGGGAAAUUUAUUUUAAAAAAACCAAAUAUUUCGCCUCACUUGUUUAAUAUUAUUCUCAGAUUUAUUUAUUGUGGAAAUAUUGAAUUAAAAAAUUUACAAGGUCCAGAAGUAUUGAAACUUUUAAUAGCAGUUGAUGAACUUAAUAUUCAACAAUUGAUUACUUAUAUUCAAGAAUAUUUGAUUGAACAUCAAACUGAAUUUUUGCAUCAAAAUCCAACUGGUAUUCUUGAAACUGUUUAUCAACAUGAAACAUUUACGGAUUUAUGGGAAUUUUGUCUUGAAAAAAUUUGUGAAGAACCUGAAAUUUUAUUUAAUUCGGAUAAAUUUAUUGAUUUAAAGGCUCCAUUAUUAGAAAUGUUGAUUAAACGGGAUGAUUUGAAUAUGGAAGAAAUUGAGAUUUGGGAAGGUUUAUUAAAAUGGUGUUUUGCUCAACAAAAUAUGAUAAAUGAUCCAACGAAAUGGAGUAAAGAUGAUAUUACAAAAAUUGAAAGGUCGUUACACAGGUUUAUUCCUUUGGUUAGAUUUUAUGAUAUUAACCCUGCAGAUUUCUUUUAUAAAGUUUAUUGUUAUAAAGAAAUAUUGCCUCAAGAUUUAAUUCAUAAUCUUUUAGAAUUUCAUAUAGUUCCUAAUAUGAAACCUAAAACUAAUGUAGCACCUUCAAGAAAGCCAAACUUAAAAUUUAAAAUUGAUUCAACCUUAAUUGAAUCAAAUCAUAUUCCACUGUUUGCUUCAUGGAUUGAUAGAAAAGAUUCCCCUCAUAAAAAAAAUGAUAUUCCUUAUGAAUUAAAGUUAUUAUAUCGUUCAAGUAGAGAUGGAUUUGAUGCUGCGUCAUUUCAUAGAAAUUGUGACAAUAAAGGAGCUACUAUUUGGAUAGCAAAAAUUCAAGGUACAACACAAUUAAUUGGAGGAUAUAAUCCACUUGAUUGGUGUGGAUAUGGUUGGAAAAGUACUACAGAUAGUUUUUUAUUUCAUAUUACAGAUGGAAAAAAUAUUUCUACUGCAAAACUAAGUUAUGUUAACAAUAAUAAUGCAGUAAAUGCUAUUUAUUGUCAUGGUAGCCAAGGACCACAAAUGGGUGAUUUCCUCUGUAGUGGAUUUAAUAAAUGGUAUUUUUAUGAUGCUGGUGUUUGUAUAAUCUAUCCUAAGAUAGGCAUUCCAGAAAGCUUUAUGGUGGAGAAUUAUGAAGUAUUUCAAGUAAUUAAAAAAUAA